Molecule: messenger RNA, 2060 nt
Organism: Anopheles bellator
Lineage: Eukaryota; Metazoa; Arthropoda; Insecta; Diptera; Culicidae
Gene: Lim1
Product: LIM/homeobox protein Lhx1
Exons: 6
Coding region: 481-1992 (503 amino acids)
Biological process (GO): regulation of transcription by RNA polymerase II; neuron differentiation
Cellular component (GO): nucleus
Molecular function (GO): DNA-binding transcription factor activity, RNA polymerase II-specific; RNA polymerase II transcription regulatory region sequence-specific DNA binding
Source: RefSeq, a predicted model, not a curated record
UCCAAGUAAAAUGUGACAAAGGUUUUGCGCAAAAUUUAACGCCAAAUCGCAAGCCAGAGGGAUAACGGCGCGGGGGAACCCGGUGGAAAAUGUACUACCCAGCGGCGAGUGUGUGCUAAUAAUUAUUGCGUCGGCAAGUGACCGCUGGAAAGAAAUAUCUAAAUCUGCUAACGAUCGUGCAGACCGCCAAAAAAGGUGACGGAUCUACGGUUGUGCCCGUGUGUGUGCGACAGUGUGUGGGGCUCAGGUGGUGGGCACAGGUGUGGCCCAGAGGCAGUCAGGAUAGUGGGCCACCGGCAGCGGAAGGGAGGUCGGAGUCCGCCGGGUCCCGGAGCGUCCUCCUCUACGGAUCGGCAGGAAACGGACUUCAAAAUUUUAACGGAAGCUACCAAAACGCCCCCACGGGCAGUCGCGCUGGCGUCCUUUCUGGGGGACAGUUUCGCAGCAAUCGGUGCCCGCGCCCCACCGGCGAAGGAUCUGAUGGCGUUCGGUUCGGUACUGCAGCACAAUCAGCAUAAUAUCGGUCGGGGAGAACCACCGUCCGGGCUGGGCGAUCCGUGUGCCGGCUGCAACAAACCGAUUCUGGACAAAUUUCUACUGAACGUGCUGGAACGCGGAUGGCACGCGGCCUGCGUGCGAUGCUGCGAGUGCCACCAGCCGCUGGCGGACAAAUGUUUCAGCCGCGAGUCGAAGCUCUACUGCCGGAACGACUUCUUCAGGCGCUACGGUACCAAGUGCAGCGGCUGCGGACAGGGCAUUGCGCCGUCGGACCUGGUGCGGAAACCGCGCGACAAGGUGUUCCACCUCAACUGCUUCACGUGCUGCAUCUGCCGGAAGCAGAUCAGCACCGGGGAGCAGCUGUACGUGCUGGACGACAAUAAGUUCAUCUGCAAGGACGACUACAUCCUCGGCAAAGGACCCCACCCGAUGACAGACUCCCUGAUGGGCUCGGCGUCGGAAGACGAGGACGAGGAGGACCAGAUGAGGCCCGGCGUGCUGGCGGGGCUGGUCGGGACCGGGGCCGGCGCUGCCGGGCUGCACCAUGGCGAUGGGCCACUCGGUGCGUCGGACCUGUCCGUCCAGAGCAUGAGCACCGACAGCAAGACCGGACACGACGACUCCGAUCAGGGUUCGCUCGACGGUGACCCGGACUGCCGGGGGGACUCGCAGGCGGAGAACAAGAGCCCGGACGAUGGGGCCGGCUCGAAGCGGAGGGGCCCCCGGACGACGAUCAAGGCCAAGCAGCUCGAGGUGCUGAAGAACGCAUUUAGUCAAACACCAAAACCCACUAGACACAUAAGGGAACAGCUGGCCAAGGAGACGGGAUUGCCGAUGCGGGUGAUACAGGUUUGGUUUCAGAACAAGCGCUCGAAGGAACGGCGACUGAAGCAGCUGACGAGCAUGGGCCGGGGGCCGUUCUUCGGCGGGGCCCGGAAGAUGCGCGGCUUCCCGAUGAACCUGUCGCCCGGCGGGCUCGACGAACCCGGCUUCCCGUACUUCGCGACCGACGGCAAGUUCGACUUCGGCUACGGUGGCCCCCCGUUUCACCCGCACGACGGCCCGUUCUUCGGUGGGCAUCCGGGCGCGGGGCCCGGCAUGCCCUUCGGUGGCCCUGGAGGACCCAUGGACCACCCGGGACCGAUCCCAAUGGUAGGGGACUUUGUCGGCGCCGUCGGUGGGAUGGCUGGACCGGAUGGCGGUGGCGGCGGCCCUGGCGGUGGCCCUGGUGGCCCCGGGGGCCCCGGAGGACCCGGCGGCCUGAUGGGACCGGGCGGCUUCAUGGGCCAACCGAAUGCCGGACCGCACGGACCGGACGGUGGCAUGCUGACCGGGGGAGUGAACCGACCCGGAGGAGGCGCUGGCGGCGGUGGUCCCGGCGGUGGUGGUGGUGGCGGUGGCAACGGUGGUCCCGGCAGCGGCAGUCCGGUCGAGUUCCUGUCGUCGAACUUUGCCGAAUCGCAAAACAUGCAGAACGAGGGCCUGGUGUGGUAAGCGUGCGCCGGGGUUGCGCGGUGCGUUGGUGAGUUUACAUUUAUUUCCUCGGCAAGAAACUAUCACAA